Messenger RNA from Schistocerca americana (American grasshopper), 2897 nucleotides. It is a transcript of the gene foi, whose product is annotated as zinc transporter foi. The coding region runs from base 741 to 2561 and encodes 606 amino acids. Gene Ontology annotation, biological process: zinc ion import across plasma membrane; intracellular zinc ion homeostasis. The transcript is spliced from 12 exons. Lineage: Eukaryota; Metazoa; Arthropoda; Insecta; Orthoptera; Acrididae. The record is from RefSeq and is a predicted model, not a curated record. Gene Ontology annotation, cellular component: membrane. Gene Ontology annotation, molecular function: zinc ion transmembrane transporter activity.
UGCAGCAGUAACACUAGACUAGUGUGUACAUGUGUAGAAGUUUGGAGUUGGGGACCUAACAAUGUUGUGGACUGGGUUAUUUAAGGGAAAUUGUGGGUGAGAUAUAGAAUUGUGUAUAUUUGUUACCGGCGUCGGUGUGUUAUUGUUAGUGGUAAUUUCGUUUAGGGAUGCGUGACAGCUAGUAGUAGACUCGUUCGGUUAUCUGAUAGCUUGGCACUGCUUAGCCAGCGCGGUGCUUUUGAACGCUAGAAAUAAAUGUAAAUGUCAAGUAAUUACUAAGGGGCCUAUUUUUCCUUUUUUUCCCUAUUAUAUCGGAUCACUUGUACUUGUUGCCGAGUGUUCAAGGAACUUAACGAUAGCUGGAGUUCGGAACUUGUGUCCACAUGGGGCCAACGCGAUAUGUCUCGUAUAGCAUGUGUAACGUAUUACGUUCUAUUUACAACAUCCUGUUCCACAAAAACAUUCAUAAGCGAUAGUAUCUACGUUUCUGUUGAGCUGUUCGGUGGUUUUUCUCAGAGAACAGAAUUAUGAAACCAUAAUUACAUGAUUUUUGUUUGGUACAAAUUUAGUUUGGUUGGUAACAUUUAUAUCCAUUAUUGACGAACUGCGCACUAUCUUCGGACCGUGUAUAGUAUUUUGGUGAUAAAUUUGUUCAGAAGUACAAAGCAAUGACUGUAAACAUGUAGCAAGACUGAAGGAAAUUGUUAGCAGUGGGGUUGUCUCAACUUUUGAAAGAAAAAAUGGUCAAAGUGAUAGCUACUGUCUGCCUUUUGUGUGCUGCAUCUGUGUCACAUGCUGUUCACGUGAGUUCUGUAAAAGGCACGGAUGCACAUGGAAUGGAUUUGGAUGAUAAUAACUUGUAUCAUAUAAAAAAAAUUUUUACCGAGUAUGGUGAUGGAGAGAGUAUAUCGUUGGAAGGCUUUCUUCGCAUGAUGAAUGUAGGAAAGCUUCAACAGCUUGCCAACAACACUGAAACCGGUUCCAACACAAAAAACAAGGCUGGAACUGCAUUAGUUGCUGAUCAACCUACAAAAGUACAAAAUGGCAUGAAAACAGAGUGCAUAAGAGAAGCGGACCUACUUUCUACCAGCAGUGCUACAAAUUCUAGUGUUACUGUGAACACAUUUCAUGAAUAUUGCCCUGUCCUCCUAUACAGUUUUGUAGCAAAAUCACAGUAUGAACAAGAUAAUGGUUGCAUUUAUGUACCAACACUGACAGAAUUUUCCACCAACACUACAGGACGUGAAAUUAGUUUGAAAGUAUGGCUCUGUGCUGUUGCAAGUGUUAUUGUCGUAAGUCUGUGUGGCCUGCUUGGUGUUGCUGUAAUUCCCUUCAUGGAACGUGCAUUUUACCAGCAGAUGCUUCAGUUCCUUGUUGCACUGGCCAUUGGAACACUGUGUGGUGAUGCCCUCUUGCAUCUCUUGCCUCAUGCUAUUGCUGGAGAACAUGAUGAUGAUGAAAGUGAGCAUCAUUCUGAACAUGACCAUCAUUCUGAAGAUAUGGUCUUAAAGGGCCUGGUUGCAGUUUUGGGAAUUAUCUUAUUUUUUUUCACUGAAAAGUUCCUUACUGUAGUUGCAGAAUAUCACAAACGACGACAGAAAAAGAGGGAGGCACCUCCAACAGUACGCGUCGUGCAAGAUUGUGAGGGAAUACGGACACCUUCUGUUGGAGAGAAAUUGUGCAAACAUAAAUAUAGCUCAUCACCAUACUGCUAUGACGAAAUUACAGAAAUGUCAGAAGCGCAUAAAAAGAUGAACAACCCUGAUAACAUUUCGAAGAAAAAUAGAGAUUUAAACCUGAACCAGAACAAUCACUGCCAUACUUACGGAGAAGAUGAAGAGGAAGAAGAAGAAGAGGAGGAGUUUGAUCAUCAAAUGAGUUCUGUAAAUUGUAGUGGUGAGAUGGCCCUCCGUCCCAGCACAUCGAGUGCUUCUAAUGAAGCUGUAAACAGAGAUGGUCAACUUAGUUCUCACAACAAAGAAGACGAGAAAUAUAUCGUAAUAAUAAGAGAGCAUCAGAAUUCUCACCAUGGGCAUUCACAUACUCAUGGACAUGUACAUUCACCACCAAAGACAAUGUCAUCAGUUGUAUGGAUGGUGGUUAUGGGUGAUGGCCUCCACAAUUUUACAGAUGGUGUAGCCAUAGGUGCUGCAUUUGCUGCCAAUAUAGGUGGUGGCUUUUCAACGGCCAUCGCUGUCUUCUGCCAUGAGCUACCUCAUGAAUUAGGUGAUUUUGCUGUGCUGCUGAAAGCAGGGAUGAGUCCAAAGCAAGCAGUAUUUUACAAUUUAUUGUCAUCUAUCCUCUGUCUGUUCGGGAUGGUGAUUGGAUUGGUAUUAGGCCAGAAUUCGUCAGCCACCUCAUGGGUGUUUGCACUAGCAGGAGGACUUUUUUUGUACAUAGGCCUUGUUGACAUGAUUCCAGAGCUUACUAGCGGCCACUCGAAGGAGGGCGGCUCGUUGUGCCAGUGCCUCCUGCAGUUCCUCGGCCUGCUGGUUGGUGUUGGAAUCAUGCUCUUAAUUGCUCUUUAUGAGCAUGAUAUUAAGACUGUCUUCAAAACUUAACGAAAAUAUUUUAAUAUUUCAUGGCAGCUGCUACUGAAGUCCCAUAUUUUAAAAUUUGUUGUUCUCUGUCAGUGAUAGUAGUUGAUUUUUAAGAUGUCUAUUAAUUUGAGUAUAAAAAUGUGUGGCAGCAUAUUGUCUGAUCCAUUCUGUGUGUGCUCAACAAAAAUCAUAAUUUAAUGAAACUGCCCUCUCAGCUUAUGUAUUUCUCUUUAAUGGAAAAAAAUGAAAUGUCGUGUGGCUAGGGCCUCCCGUCGGGUAGACCGUUCGCCUGGUGCAGGUCUUUCGAUUUGACGCCACUUCGGCGACCUGCGCGUCGAUGGGGAUGAAAUGAUGAUG